UUGUCACUGGCAAAACAAUGAGUUGUGAGCAGGAGAGAAGGACAGACGACCCUGAGUCUAAGCGCUGCUCCAAGAGAUGCACGUCUGAUCUCGACUGUCUCAACGACAGGAAAAAGUGUAUGUGUGACGGCAGGUGCGGCAAGAGCUGUAUCAACCCCAACCUGCGCUGUUACCCCACCCCACAGGACAUACCCAAUGGUCGCGUGGAGAUCAAACCUUACAACAGAUUUGAAGCGUUCGCCGCCUACACGUGCAAUGAGGGCUACACACUGGUGGGCCUACCAGCACGUGUGUGUCAGGGGGACGAGACCUGGAUUGGAGACGAGCCGAAAUGUGUGCCAAAUUACGGACAAACGGACUGGUUUAAGGACUGCCUCCCCCCGCCCCCCGUCCAGCACGCCACCCACGACGGCGCCCCGGGUCAGUACAGGUUCCCCCAGGGUACCAACCUGCAGUACACCUGUGGCCCGGGCUUCACCGCCCAGAAGGACAGCGUGGAGAGGGCGUGGUGUGUCCCCGGGGGGGUCUGGGUGGGGCCGAACCUCACUUGUUCUACUUCUGGCUGCCCCGACCCCCCCAACAUCCCCAACGGCUAUGUGAGGGUGAGCGCUCAGAGCGGCCUUGACAGUAGGGUGACCUACACGUGCAAGACGGGAUACGUGCCCGUGGGGUCAGAGGUCAGGACCUGCCUCAAGGACGGCACGUGGGACGGGGUGGAGCCCCAGUGUGUGCAAGUUGCCUGUGGUCCCCCGCCCUUUAUUGAAAACGCUGACCACGACCUACCCAAGGAUCAGAUGAAGUUCAUGACCGGCACCCAGCUGACCUACCACUGCAGGUUCGGCUUCUACAGGGAGGGGAGCAACAUGGCUAUCUGUAGCGGUGCUGAGGGCAAGUGGAUAGGGCCCAAUAUGUCGUGUAAAGCCCGAGACUGCGGGGACCCAGGGGAGAUCGCCCACGGCUGGCGUGACCCAGGCUACAGGUUCGUGUACCCCACCCGUGUGACGUACCACUGCUCUGAGGGCUACGAGCUGAGGGGGAGGCCGUACAGGGAGUGUAAGGCCAACGGCGAGUGGUCAGACGGGAGGCCGGAGUGUGAACCCAUCAACUGUAACGAGGUCCAAGCUCCCAUCCACGGCUAUCUGUACGGCUCUAGUACAACCUACGGCUCCAUUAUCAAGGUCACGUGCAAAAGUGGGUUCAAGGUCGUUGGCUCGGCGGAAAGGUCAUGCCAGUCAGACAGGACAUGGAGUGGUCUGGAGGCAACAUGUGAAGAGAUCAACUGUGGCAACCCAGGACCUCUACACAACGGUUAUCUUGACGGUCAUUCAACAACAGUAGGAAACAUUUUACACUUCAGGUGCCGGGAGAGGACGAGGUUUAACGGUACAUCGUUUUCCACGAGGUGUUUGGAAAAUGGACAGUGGUCAGACCCUUUGCCCAGGUGUCUAGGUCAAUGCCCCCUGCCCUCUAUUGAGAGCGGCUCCAUCCCCAACGUCAAGGAAGGCAUGUACGUGGACCACGGCUUGGCCGUUCACCCCAAGUGUCACAACGGUCUCGUGCUCAAUGACCUUCAACCUGUCACGUGUGACAACGGCACAUGGACACACAUCCCUAAAUGUGUACCUGCGCCCUGCAGAGACCCGCCCCCGCCCAUCGAGAACGGGCACCGGACAUUCUUCCAGCAGAGCCACGGCACCCGUGUCCGGUACUUCUGUAUGGCCGGCUACAAGCUGGCGGACGGUCACCGGUUCAUGGUGUGUGAGUUUGGUCAGUGGAAGGGGCAGCUACCCGUGUGUGUAGAGAAUCUAUGCGAGAAUCCUGGCCAACUUGUCAACGGCAACAUCUACAAGGUCGGCAAGCACGGCAAGUUCCAGUUCCGUGAGUACAUCUUCACCAUCCGGCACGGUGACCGGCUGGUCUAUGAGUGUAGCCGGAACUACAAGUUGAUCGGACCCAGGGGUGCGGCGUGCGUCAACGGCAAGUGGAGCCCCCAGGAGAAGCCCGUCUGUGAGAAGUCGAGCCACCCCCUCUUCACCAAACUCUGGAAACCUUACGAGGAGAAUGGCAGCUCUAGGGGCAAUUUGUUUUAUUAAUUAGGUCAAGGGAAAUGUAUUGUUUUAAUUAGGUCAAGGAGAAUGUAUUGUAGUAAUUAGGUCAAAUGAAAUAAAUUGUAUUAAUUAGGUCAUUGUGAAUAUAUUGUAUUAAUUAGUUCAUGUGGGAUAUAUUGUAUUAAUUAGGUCAUGGGGAAUGUAUUCAGUAACUAGGUCAAGGGGAACACUUUCUUCAAACACGACUUUUAUAAUUAUAAAUCAAAGCUUGUAAAAACAGAAAGUUUUCCGUGACUAAUAUCUCAGCUGAGAUCUUAAACCGUGAAAUUCUUUUUCUCCUUACAUUAAAAUUUGUUUUAUCUAUUUAAAAAAAAAACGCGAAGUUUAAAAAGAAUUGUAAUUGUCUUGUGAAAAUUGUCAGCAUUCAGCCUUUUUCUACUGGCAUUGUUUACUUUUUUUUUCUUUUAGUUUUUUUUUAUUCAAAUUAUCAAAUCAAUAUAUGUAACGUAUUUAACUUGUUUUAUUUUUACAUUUGAAAUGAGUUAUGAAUACUCUGUAACUAGUGUAUGAACUAGGGUAGUGUUUAGUUUUAGGCGUCCUAUGCAAGUGAUUCAUGCCUUUUAGAGACAUUUCAAAGCUACAUCUAGAUCUGUACUUGUUAGAUCUAGAUCGACAUCUAUACUUGUUAGAUCUAGAUCAACAUCUGUACUUGUUAGAUCUAGAUCUACAAGAUAGCACCUCUAUAAGCUCUCUGCAUAGAAAAUCAUUAGUUCGUGGUUCACUUUUACAAUUAGCUCGCACCGAAAAAGUGUACAAUUAGUGCGCACCGAAAAAGUGUACAAUUAGUGCGCACCGAAAAAGUGUACAAUUAGUGCGCACCGAAAAAGUGUACAAUUAGUGCGCACUGAAAAAGUGUAAAAUUAGUGCGCACUGAAAAAGUGUACAAUUAGUGCGCACUGAAAAAGUGUAAAAUUAGUGCGCACUGAAAAAGUGUACAAUUAGUGCGCACUGAAAAAGUGUAAAAUUAGUGCGCACUGAAAAAGUGUACAAUUAGUGCGCACUGAAAAAGUGUACAAUUAGUGCGCACUGAAAAAGUGUACAAUUAGUGCGCACUUUUCCUCAGUCAAAAUGUUGGUGCGCACCUCUAUCAAUCACUGGCAACAUCUACAGCUAGUAAACUCACCAUUCCAGGUCAUCAACCUCACAUUUUAAUCAACCUUUCAACAUUUUAAUUAACAUCACAUUUUAAUAAACCUUUCAACAUUUUAAUUAACAUCACAUUUUUAAUCAACCUCACAAAAUUUAAUUAACAUCACAUUUUUAAUCAACCUCACAACAUUUUAAUUAACAUCACAUUUUUAAUCAACCUCACAACAUUUUAAUUAACAUCACAUUUUUAAUCAACCUCACAAAAUUUAAUUAACAUCACAUUUUUAAUCAACCUCACAAAAUUUAAUUAACAUCACAUUUUUAAUCAACCUCACAACCAAACAUAACCCCGAGCUUAGAUUAGCCUUUAACCUAAACCAUAAACCAAACAUAACCCCGAGCUUAGAUUAGCCUUUAACCUAAACCAUGAACCAAACAUAACCCUGAGCUUAGAUUAGCCUUUAACCUAAACCAUAAACCAAACAUAAGCCCAAGCUUAGAUUAGCCUUUAACCUAAACCAUAAACCAAACAUAACCCCGAGCUUAGAUUAGCCUUUAACCUAAACCAUAAACCAAACAUAACCCCGAGCUUAGAUUAGCCUUUAACCUAAACCAUAAACCAAACAUAACCCCGAGCUUAGAUUAGCCUUUAACCUAAACCAUAAACCAAACAUAACCCCGAGCUUAGAUUAGCCUUUAACCUAAACCAUAAACCAAACAUAACCCUGAGCUGGAAGGUUGUGACUAGUACACAGUGGCGUCGCUAGGUCGGGUGUCAACCCCC
Messenger RNA from Physella acuta, 3981 nucleotides. Its product is annotated as protein lev-9. The record is from RefSeq and is a predicted model, not a curated record. Gene Ontology annotation, cellular component: extracellular region. Gene Ontology annotation, molecular function: peptidase inhibitor activity. Lineage: Eukaryota; Metazoa; Mollusca; Gastropoda; Physidae.